This is a messenger RNA of Numida meleagris (helmeted guineafowl), 5586 nucleotides long. RefSeq names its product solute carrier family 39 member 9 (gene SLC39A9). Gene Ontology annotation, molecular function: metal ion transmembrane transporter activity. Lineage: Eukaryota; Metazoa; Chordata; Aves; Galliformes; Numididae. The coding region runs from base 379 to 1296 and encodes 305 amino acids. The record is from RefSeq and is a predicted model, not a curated record. Gene Ontology annotation, biological process: zinc ion transport; transmembrane transport. The transcript has 7 exons. Gene Ontology annotation, cellular component: membrane.
CGGAGGUGCCACUUGGCCUCUGAGGCAGCUGUAGGGCCCAGGCUGUCGUGUGGCCUCCCCGGGGCCUACCCCUGCCAGCAGCUAUCUCGCUGCUUGCCGCUUCCCCACGUUCCCUGUGGGUAGUGGGGCUCUCCCGCCCCGCCCGCCGCCUCAGGUGAGGGCCGCUCCUGGCCCGGCCCGGCCGGUCGCUCUCCGUCCCCCUGCGGCGCUGUCAGCGGCAGAGAGGCCCCGGGCUCGCGGGGGUGAGGCUCGGGGCAGGUAGCCAUGGCCGAGAGCCCCUCCUGGGACCUCGGCGUUUGCACGGGUUGAGGCGUGAAGAGCGAGGUGGGACGGGAGCUGUUGAAUUUCACUUUAAGGAGCCGGCCAGAGAGCAGCGAAAUGGAUGACUUCCUCUCCAUCUGCCUGCUGUCCCUGGCCAUGCUGAUCGCCUGUUAUGUGGCAGGGAUUAUUCCCCUGGCCGUGAACUUCUCGGAGGAGAGGUUAAAGUUGGUGACUGUUUUGGGUGCCGGGCUGCUGUGCGGGACUGCCUUGGCUGUCAUUGUGCCAGAAGGAGUACAUGCACUUUAUGAAGACAUUUUGGAGGGGAAGCAUCACCCAGCAAGUGAGAUGCAGCAUGUGAUGGAGUCUGAGAAGGUCGCGGAAAUCGCUGUUGUACACGAGUAUGGCCAUGACCAUUCCAGGUUGCACGCGUACAUUGGUGUUUCCCUUGUCCUUGGCUUUGUCUUCAUGCUUCUGGUGGACCAGAUAGGCAGCUCUCACGUGCACUCUACAGAUGAUCCAGAAGCUGCUAGAUCAGGCAAUUCCAAAAUCACCACAACGCUGGGAUUAGUGGUCCAUGCUGCAGCUGAUGGUGUUGCAUUGGGUGCAGCAGCUUCUACUUCUCAGACUAGUGUCCAGUUGAUAGUGUUCGUUGCAAUUAUGCUGCACAAGGCACCAGCUGCCUUUGGCCUGGUUUCCUUCCUGAUGCAUGCUGGGCUGGAACGGAAUCGAAUUAGAAAACACUUGCUGGUCUUUGCAUUGGCAGCACCUGUUAUGUCCAUGGUGACAUACUUAGGGCUAAGCAAGAGCAGCAAAGAAGCCCUUUCAGAAGUCAAUGCCACCGGAGUUGCUAUGCUUUUUUCUGCUGGGACCUUUCUUUAUGUUGCCACAGUUCAUGUCCUCCCGGAAGUAGGAGGCAUUGCGCAUAGCCACAGACCUGAAUCAACUGGAGGAAAAGGACUCAGCCGUCUGGAGGUGGCAGCCCUGGUCUUAGGAUGCCUUAUUCCUCUAGUUUUGUCCAUUGGACACCAUCACUAAAAGCUCGAAUUUCACCAGUCUUUUCCUCGAUCUGACAUGAGCAGCAAAUGUCGGCUGCUCCCUUUAUCAUUGUCUGUCUUAUCCAUCAUCCAUCCCAUCUUCUUUAUGGAGUUCAGAGGGAACCUUGAUUGCAAAAUGAGGAAUACUGGGAAAAUUUUUAGUAUAGCAAAAGGUACUUUGGCAGCCGGACAUAAGUUCUAUGUAACUUUUCUGAAGACGUUUGCUAUUUUAGUUGUUACUUAUGGCCCUAUUCUCAGGGAAGAUGGAAUUUGGAGUUUAAGAAAGGCGAGUGGGGAAGAACGUAGUGACUCAUCGUGAAAUUGCAAUCACCAAAGCAUCCUGCAAUUGAACUUUCACAGCUGAGAAGAAACACAAAGAAUGGCUGCCUUUUAAGAGGCUGAAGUCUUACUAAUGAAGAGGACUCUCCCUCGUUGAAUCCAUGUUGUCUUGACAAUGCGAAUGGUUCUUGUCAUGUUUGUCAUUAAUUGUUAUAACGGUGGGCUGUGCUCAGAAUUCUGGACAAUGGUGCUGUUGUAAAAGGUGUCGUUGAUAGGAAAGAAGUACUGUAGAGAAGGUGUAAUGUUAGAGCAGGAAAUCAACAGGCUAAGAAUGAACAAAUUUUGCAGUAUAUUCAAUUAUUUAAGGUAAAGAUUAGAAGCAACGAGGGUAUCUGGUUGUUCAUACAAUUGUUAAUAAGUUUGAAACAGGCAAUAUUUUCUUCUGACAUGUAAAGCAUAGGAAUUUGGUUCUGUGAUUACAGUACUCCUACUUGGGAGAGAGAUCCGUAUUGUGCUUUGAAAUCAAGCUCUUCUGGACUCUGAGGAGUAGAAAUCUGAUGGAAAUAGCUAGUGAGGGACUAGAGAACUUUACUAGCUCACUUUCAAGAGUCUGAACCACUGACGUCAGUGGAGGCAUAUGUUGUUUUCUUUUUGUUGUUUUUUUUCCAUUAAAUAAAAUAUACUAAGGCUAACAUAAUAAGAUCUAUAAGUAAAUAUUUAUGUUACAGGGAGUACAAAGUGUUUCUAAAGCAGUACUAAACAAACAAAAAGAACAAACAGACAGGCAAAACCUGGUGGGUUUUCAGUGGUCCUGUUAGGCGUUUUGCUUUUCCUUUGGGAAUCUUGCAUUCACCUCUUACUGAUGAUCAUUAGUCUGGUGAAUCUACUUGAGGACUUUUUGCCAACUGCUGAUGCCUCUCGGUGCAAAUGGGUGCUAAAGAUCCAUCCCUUUCCAAGGCACAGCGUUUUCUUGUCAGGCACCUUUUAUCGUAUGCAAAUUAUAUUAUAAUUCAAUAACUGUAGUGCAUUGAAAAGCUGGGAAUGCUUGAUGUGCACAGACUCAACUCUUUAGGGGCAAACCUUUUAAUGCCGUACCCUUUUUAAGCUAUACUUCUUCUGCACUUUUUAAAGAUGACAUUGCCAAAUAGUUUUUUUAUAUGGAUUUUCAAGGCGUGAAAUAUCUUUCCUGAAGUGCUUAUUGUUUCAGUUUGAAUGACCAUCUCUUUCAUGCAGUUUAUUACUUAUACUACGCAGGCCAUUGUGCCUCUUCUUUACAUUUUGUCAUUUUCCUAUUUGUUUACUAGGUCAGUAAUGCGUAUGGCCUGGCUCUUGGAGUAGUGGUUGCUCUGUCUGUUGGCUUUGUAACAACCUAAGUGUGUUCUAUCCACAAGAUACUAUUUCGAAGAUAGAAUUGGUUUAUCGGGUCCAAACAAGCAUUUCUGACAUUUGACCUUCAAAAGUUGUUUUUUGUGAUUUACCACUAUGAAAUUAGUGAUGUAGAUGCGAUCUAUGUUCUUAAAGCAUUUCUCGCAAUGUAUGUGCGCAGCUACUAAUUUACUAGUGAAUUACCUGUUUAAAAAGUUCAGUGACAGAGGCUGCUGCAAAUGAUGUGAAUGAUAAUGCAGGGAUAUUUACAUCUGUCCUCACAGUGUUUUUCCUUAUUUCCCCUUCAUUACCUUCUUUCUUUAUAAUCUCGCUGUUUUACCGUUCUUAAUUCUUCCACAUAACUGAACUGUUUCCAGAAGCUGGAGAGCUUGCAAGAUCUGUAGCAAAUCAGGAAAUAACUCGAUGCAGUAACAGAUGCUUACAGGUUGUAGAACAGCAUUUCUAAAAGUGCAGACUAUCUGCCUGGAUAUACACGUUGAGUUUUUUUUCUCCCACUAGACCUGAAACAUUUCGUAGUGGGGGAGGGAGUUCUGUUGAAAACUGAUCCAAAGAGCAAAGUGUAAUGAGCCUGAUGAAUUCACAUGAGUGUUGAUUCCUGCUGGAUGAUGCUGACUUGAACCAGGCAGUGGGGAAUCUGUUCAAAUUUGCAGUGUUCUAGGAGAACCUUGAAUUUCUCUCAAAUGCUAGUCCAGCAGCCUUUACAUUGAAAACACUACAUCUGGAAUCCAAAUGACAAAUAGCAAAAAAAUAACUCUGCUGUUACUUUUUCUUUAUGUGGAGCCACAUUUUAUCAUCUGUCAUUUGCGCGUGCACCCAACUCCACUCGUUACGUGAGCAUCCUGACACUGCUUCCCUUUGGCCUCAUUUUGUGUGUAACAGUUCUGACGGUUUAGGGGCUGUGGAUAAUAUGUUUUAGGGAUCUGUGUGUGCUGACGAGGAUUUGUCAGGCAGUCUUGAAUGCUGAAGGUUACAUCAGAAGUGACUAAGCAUAGCAGGUGCCACUGGUUAAAAAGUCUGCUGUCUUUGCUUUUUCCGUAUCCCUCAGGUUGUGUUCCCAGUUUAUGUUGGGACAACCACUCGAUGAGUCAUGAACUAUUGGCCAAGUUACAGCAGUAGGUGAGGGAUGUUAUAUUAAAACACUGACAACUUAAAAUUGGCACAAAGAAGUCUGGUAACACGGUUUUCAUUUUGGCACUCAAGUGAUGUGAUUUUUUUCAUAUCUGUUUAGAAGUAGCAAAUGCUUUCUUUUUGCUGCCUCUGCUAUUUCUUGUGUUGAACUGUUAUUUUCAAUAACAGCUGAAGCUGCAGUGACUGAGGAAACUUCUGGUUAUGUCAUAGGGAGAAUAUGAAAUCGUAAAUGACUGAACCUUUUCAAAUUGUUAGUUCCACGUGGAAGAUUAUUUUCUUGAAGCAGAGUAUUUUAAUGAGUUAAAUGAAAUACCAUAUUUUAUUGUAUCCCUGUUCUUACCUAUCUUUCCAUCUGUCACAGUAAAUCAGUACUGCACGUAGUCAAGGCCAUCUGGUAUCAUUUUCUACUCCUCAGGGGACCUUGGUGCAAGCAAAUUCCUCUUUACACUCUCUGUAAUAGCCAUCUCUGCCUGUGUUUCUACUGUGAGGUAGGUGGCAGUAGGUUUAGCAGAUAACACUAACCAAGUGCCAGGCAUUUUCCCCCCCUUUUAUUCUGUAAAUCCCUCUAGGAAAUCUAUAAUCUUCUCAUCAACUGGGUGGGUUUUUUUUCUUUUUUUCUCCAGUUAAUGAUUUCUUAAUGGGCUGUAGAAACUGAAGUAAAGCUGUGCUUCUCUUCAUCUCAGUGUGUUCAGGUACUUUCCAUACUGUUCUAAUUAUUUUAUUGUUCACAGUAUUAAAAAAGGGAAAUAUGUUUUUCAGCACUUGAUGGUAGGUGCAGAAGCUGCUCUGUCAUUAACUUGUGUGAGGAUGUCACACCAAGAUAUGAGCUUUUGAUAAUUAUUCCCUGUGAUGUCAGUUGGCCGGGAGUUAAAUGCAAAAACCUGGUGUUGAAUUCUGGCUUCAAAGAACCAUUUCCAGGUGGAUUAUGCAAGAAGAAGUAUGUUAAGGAGACCCAGGAAAACUACUGUGUUUAUUCAGGAACUAGAUCAGAGUCUUCAAGGAGCUUUUGACAGUAACAGAUGUGUCUGUGUGGUUACCAGCUUUAUGCAGAAUAACAGAUGCUGUGGAAUAAAUGUAGCUACUGCUCUCUUCCUGUUCUGUGCUGCUUGGCAUGGGACUUGGGGGAAAGAGGACGUGAUUAUUCUUUAGGGGUGGGAGGAGAAGCAGUUGUGUUGUGGGGGGGAAAAUUUGAGUUUCAGAUUCCUGUUCACUUCAGACUACUUUAAAAAUAAUAAUAAUAAUAAAUCAUUUUUCUCUGAUUUUCUUACAUCUCUCAGCAGCUGUGGCUUUCCAGGGAAGAACAUGGCGUGGUCAUUGCUGUUUACCUGACUCCUUGUAUGGAACUGUAAUUUUAAUGUCUCUUUUUGUCAAACCAUUUGUACACAAAAUCAUUCCAUGAAUGGCUGCCUUAUAAUUUUUCCACUUUAAUUGUGAAUGGUUAUAAAAUAAUGUUGCAGUUUUCAAUUUGUUUUAUUAUAUUAAAUUUUUACUAGGUGCA